This is a messenger RNA of Pelodiscus sinensis (Chinese soft-shelled turtle), 1410 nucleotides long. The record is from RefSeq and is a predicted model, not a curated record. NCBI's taxonomy places the organism in Eukaryota, Metazoa, Chordata, Testudines, Trionychidae.
AUGGCGGCCUCGCAGCUGGGCUGCCUGGAGGACGUCCCGCCAGGGACCCCGGUGACCGAAUCCAGCCCCGAAUUCUUCUACUCGGAGGGACAGCGGCUGGCUGUGGAGGCCCUGCUGGCCGGAGGGCAGGCGGCCUACGCCAAGCGCCUGGCGCAGGACGGGCUGCGCCCCUUCCUGUCCGACGAGGAGCUCCACAGCCCAGAGCGGGCGGGGGAGGGGGACGGGGACGCCGCCGAGCUGAGCCUCAGCUACUGGCCCGGGUGCUCGGACGAACCCACCCCCGAGCUGGAGCUGGGCUGGCCCCUGGGCGGCAACUGGAAGGGCUUCACGCGAGCCGAGGUCUUCACGCAUCCGCCGGGGGACGGAGCCCCCAAGGUCAAGGAGCUGGUGCGCAGGAAAAUCCAGCAGGCUGCCAAGGUGGUUGCCAUAGUGAUGGACGUCUUCACGGACCCCGAUAUCCUGCUGGACUUGCACGAGGCGGGCAUGAGGCGCGGGGUCCCCGUGUACCUGAUCCUGGGGGAGCAGCACCUGGCCGCCUUCCUCAGCAUGGCAGAGGCCGUCUGCCUCAACGUGCACUCCAUGGAGGUAGGGGCUGGCUUGGGGGUGCCCAGCCCCCCAGCCCUCUGCAGCACGGCUCCCCCUUGCGCCCCACUGGGGUAUUGGGACCAGCCCUGCCUGCCAGAGGAGAGCGCCCCCUGCUGCGUCCCCCAUUCCCUGCAGCACGGCUCCCCCUUGCGCCCCACUGGGGUAUUGGGACCAGCCCUGCCUGCCAGAGGAGAGCGCCCCCUGCUGCGUCCCCCAUUCCCUGCAGCACGGCUCCCCCUUGCGCCCCACUGGGGUAUUGGGACCAGCCCUGCCUGCCAGAGGAGAGCGCCCCCUGCUGCGUCCCCCAUUCCCUGCAGCACGGCUCCCCCUUGCGCCCCACUGGGGUAUUGGGACCAGCCCUGCCUGCCAGAGGAGAGCGCCCCCUGCUGCGUCCCCCAUUCCCUGCAGCACGGCUCCCCCUUGCGCCCCACUGGGGUAUUGGGACCAGCCCUGCCUGCCAGAGGAGAGCGCCCCCUGCUGCGUCCCCCAUUCCCUGCAGCACGGCUCCCCCUUGCGCCCCACUGGGGUAUUGGGACCAGCCCUGCCUGCCAGAGGAGAGCGCCCCCUGGUGGGGAAGGGCCUGCAAAGAGAGAAAAGCAGGGCGUGUGCUCUGGGGCAGUGAUAUGGAGAUGUGGGGGGCGUCCAGCUACCCUCAGGCUUGGGUUAUCUGCCCUGGAGAUGAGGAUCCCCCUCAGUGUUGCGUUAGCCCCAGCGCCUGAUUUUGUGCAUCUCCCCUCCCCCCCCAGAACCUGCAGGUCCGGGUCAUUGCAGGCUGCACUUUCUGGCGCCGAACGCGCCAAUGAGAAUCUUGCAGCCUUAUUGUGA